Balearica regulorum gibbericeps (East African grey crowned-crane) is the source of this 1219-nucleotide messenger RNA. The record is from RefSeq and is a predicted model, not a curated record. Lineage: Eukaryota; Metazoa; Chordata; Aves; Gruiformes; Gruidae.
CAGUUUAAGCAGAUUUCCCAAGCCUAUGAAGUACUAUCAGACCCAAAGAAGAGGGAUCUGUAUGACAAAGGAGGCGAGCAGGCCAUCAAAGAGGGUGGCUCAGGUGGUGGUUUCGGGUCACCCAUGGACAUAUUCGAUAUGUUCUUUGGCGGCGGUGGGAGGAUGCAGAGAGAGAGACGAGGCAAAAAUGUGGUCCAUCAGUUGUCAGUAAGUUUGGAAGAUAUGUACAAUGGUGCAACAAGGAAACUUGCACUGCAGAAGAAUGUUAUCUGUGAUAAAUGUGAAGGUCGUGGUGGUAAGAAAGGUGCGGUAGAAUGCUGUCCUAAUUGCAGAGGAACAGGCAUGCAGAUCAGAAUUCACCAGAUUGGGCCAGGAAUGGUGCAACAAAUCCAGUCUGUCUGUAUGGAAUGUCAGGGGCACGGGGAACGUAUCAGCCCCAAGGACCGGUGUAAGAGCUGUACUGGCAGAAAAAUUGUUAGAGAGAAGAAGAUACUAGAAGUUCACAUUGACAAAGGAAUGAAGGAUGGUCAGAAAAUAACAUUCCAUGGUGAAGGGGACCAAGAGCCAGGACUAGAGCCAGGGGACAUUAUAAUAGUCUUGGAUCAAAAAGACCACUCUGUAUUUACAAGACGAGAUGAAGACCUUCUUAUGUCUAUGGAUAUUCAACUGGUUGAAGCACUAUGUGGCUUUCGAAAGCCUAUCACCACGCUGGAUAACAGAACUAUUAUUGUUACCUCCCAUCCUGGCCAGGUUGUAAAGCAUGGGGCUAUUAAGUGUGUGUUGAAUGAAGGCAUGCCAAUUUAUCGCAGACCAUAUGAAAAAGGACGUCUGAUCAUAGAAUUCAGGGUGAACUUCCCAGAGAGUGGCUUCCUCUCCUCAGAUAAGCUGUCUUUACUUGAAAAACUGCUACCUACAAGGCAGGAAAUUGAAGAAACUGAGGAAAUGGAACAAGUGGAUUUAGUGGACUUUGAUCCAUCUCAAAAAAGAAAACAUCACUAUAAUGGAGAAGUCUAUGAAGAUGAUGAGCAUCACCCUAGAGGCGGUGUUCAAUGUCAGACAUCAUAAAUUGGCCAGUGAAUAACUUGUGAUGCUUGUUUUGUAUGCAUUAGUGGAUGAUUGAAGGACUACAAGCAGUUCACCCUCAGUUCCUACUAUUUGUUGUUCUAUCCAGCCAUAGUCAUUUCUAAAAACAAAGAAAUAAACUAAGUAAUUAAACUGA